Molecule: messenger RNA, 4458 nt
Organism: Oncorhynchus mykiss (rainbow trout)
Lineage: Eukaryota; Metazoa; Chordata; Actinopteri; Salmoniformes; Salmonidae
Gene: gdf6b
Product: growth differentiation factor 6b
Biological process (GO): BMP signaling pathway
Cellular component (GO): extracellular region
Molecular function (GO): cytokine activity; growth factor activity
Source: RefSeq, a predicted model, not a curated record
CUUUGUAUUUGACCAUGUCUUUACCAGGAUAGUAAACUAGGACAUGAUGCUUUGAUUGCUUUCCUACCAUGAUAUAAGUUAGAACCCGCCGGUCCACUAUUAGCAGCGAGUGAAUUCCAAGCUGGGCGUGUUUUUGCGCUCCUUUUAGCCCAGUUGACGAUCCCGUGUGGAGCACACUGCAAAGUCGGCACUUGUUGAAUGUGGAUGAAGUCCAGCUUCGAUAGUGCCCGUGGUCCCUUCGCCACAUACUAAGCAUCUACUCUGACACAUAUUUGACAUUUCGCUGACGUUUUUUUUAUCAAUCUAUUUAUUCUUGAAAAUUAUGGAUUUCUAUCAAAUAACCACAUUUUACGCGGUCCUCACAUGUGUAUGGGAUUUACCAUGUUUUCAAUCAUUUACUGUUUUCCUUCCGUCUGCCUCAAAGAGCAGCAAGGUCCCGAAAGUAUUUGAUGGACGAGAGGCAAAAUAUUUCAAAGAUAUCUACUCAUCAUCAUCAUCAUCAUCAUCAAAUGAGCGGUAUUACAAGAGUGGGUUCAAAGAUUCAGUUGAACCACACGACUACAUGCUUUCAAUUUACAAGACUUUCUCUACAGCCGAAAAAUUGGGGCUGAACGCAAGUUUCUUUCGGUCGUCAAAAGCAGCUAACACUAUAGCAAGUUUUGUGGACAUCGGACAAGAUGACCUCCCACUCUCCCCUUUGCGAAGACAGCAGUAUCUGUUUGACGUCUCAACCCUCUCAGACAGAGCCGAGGUGCUGGGGGCUGAGUUGAGGAUAUACACCAAAGUGUCUGGGAAUUUCAGGAUGUCGGAAAUGGAGCCAGUGGACAUUCAGCUACUCUCCUGCCGCUCUCAGCAGCUGCUGGAUUCCAGAACGUUGGAUCUUCAGGAGUCCCAUCGGCCCAGAUGGGAGGUGCUGGAUGUGUGGGAAAUAUUUAAGGACAGGGAUCACCUCACACAGGGGAGCCAGUUCUGUCUGGAGGUCAAGGCCAUGCUGGACAACACUGAGAGGGAGCUUGACUUGCAUCAUCUGGGCUUUCACAGAAAUGGUCGCUCACAACAAAAGAAGGCCAUUUUAGUGGUGUUCACCAGGUCCAAGAAGAGACAGACCCUUUUCAGUGAAAGGAGAGAAGGAAGGACAUUGAUUGGCCAUGGGGAAAAGGGGAAAGAGAGGGGCCCUCGUUCUAAUUCCAAAGCCAGCCGGAGACGCAGGACGGCGCUAUUGAAGAAUCGCCAUGGGAAGAGGCAUGGCAAAAAGUCAAAAUCGAGAUGCAGCAAGAAGCCGUUGCAUGUGAACUUCAGAGAGCUGGGCUGGGACGAUUGGAUCAUCGCUCCUCUGGAUUACGAGGCGUACCACUGUGAGGGCGUGUGUGACUUUCCUCUGAGGUCACAUCUAGAGCCCACAAACCAUGCCAUCAUACAGACCCUUAUGAAUUCUAUGAACCCCAGCAACAUGCCUCCUAGCUGCUGUGCCCCGUCCAAACUCAGCCCUAUCAGUAUUCUCUACAUCGACUCAGGAAAUAAUGUGGUGUAUAAGCAGUAUGAGGAUAUGGUGGUAGAGUCGUGUGGUUGUAGGUAAUGCCUUUUUGGAAAGGCUGUGUUUUGAGUGGGAAUGAAAUGUGAUCAUCAGGGCCUAUCUGGUGUGAAGGCAAUACUUUAAGCUACCUGAUGGGCUGCAUCCCAAAUGGCACCCUUUUCACUAUGUAGUGCACUACUUUUGAUCUAUAGGGCUCUGGUCAAAAGUAGAGCACUAUAUAGGCAAUAGGGUGUCAUUUGGGACCAGAGCGCCUUGUCUAAUAUUGUAAAAUGGUGUGGUGGGAUUAAUAAUCACCUGCCCCAAACUAAGCCAUGUUCAUUUCUUCUUCCCUGGUCUGGUUCUCAGUUUAAGACUGGUAAGCGAGGCUACUUCUUCCCUGAACCCUGUUACGUGUUUUUAUUUACCAGUUAACGGGAGGGACACUUCUAAACACCCAGCAAAUGACUGAAAAUCAAAAUGUGUCAUAUCAAUGUAAAAACAUAAUUCAAACAGCAGAAGUCCUUUCAUAGCUCCUUGGCUUGGCCUUUGACUCGAGAGGAUGCUUGAGUGCUACUCAGAAUGUAAAGCCUUAUUGAGUUGCAACAUCUGUGUAAUUCAAGUGCACUCCCACCCAAAAUGCCCCCAGGCUUAGACUACUUAGCCAAGGGCUCAGUCUGUGUUCCAAAUGGCACCCUAUUCCCUACAUAGCUACAUAGUGUAGUGCACACAAUAUAUAGGGAAUUAGGUGCCAUUUUGGACGUAGUCAUGUUGUGGUUAGAUACAAGGUGAUAAAAUAAUGCCCAUGAGCCUUUUCCUGUAAUGCACUGAGAUUCAUAUUACCAUAUGUAAGCACUUGACAUGGAAAUUAUAAUUUAUGUUCUAUCAAUAAGUUAUUAUAUUUUUGUUGUUGGAGUUUGCUGUCGGGGUUUAAUACCUAUCAUGUUUUGGUCCUGUACAAGAUUGUAUUUCAGGUCCCAUAAAUGAACAACAACUUUGAAGGCUUAACAAAGCCUUCAUGAACCAUGUGUAGAUGGUUCAGAACGUAUGUAUUAAUAAGAAAAUUCAUACUAUUUCAAAGGUAACGUACAGUAUGGGGUUUGUAAAGCAUCUAUGAAGACCUUAUAAAUUAUGGUUUCAGAAAGUCUUAAAAGUUGCUGUUUGUUUAUAUUUCAAAACUUUAAAGAUUGUAUUUUGUAAAACUUCUGGUGUAGAUUUGAACAAGCAAAGAAUGAGGGAGCCUUAACUGUUAAAACAGGAAAUUAUUACCAGUCAGAAAAAAAGACCCCUGUGUUUUUGCAAUGAUAUACUGCUCCAUAGUUUAUAGACGUGUUACUUUAGAGUGUUACUUUAGAGUGUUACUUUAGAGUGUUACUUUAGAGUGUUACUUUAGAGUGUUACUUUAGAGUGUUACUUUAGAGUGUUACUUUAGAGUCAUCUUUGUUGGAUUUUGUAUUUUACUUUCUAUUUUCUACUGGAACUCAAAACCAAUUUAUUUAAUAUUCUCUAACAAAUUUAAAACAGAUUUACAAAUGUUUUUUAUUUCCCUUAACUAGGCAACUCAGUUAAGAACAAAUUCUUAUUUUCAAUGACAACCAAAUUAUAUAUUCCUUUUUUUACCUGUUAAGGUUACAUGUUUUAUAUAAUAGUAUAUUAAAUUAUCUUUUUUGUAUUAUGUAUUUUGAUUAUAUUUUCCAAAAUAUGUGUAUCAUUGCGUUACUCGAUUGUGCAGUGUCACUAUAGUCGAGUGGCGGUCGGUGACGUUUAAGAUGAGGGAGGACGAUUAUUUUCUUUAUGAGCAUGGCUUUAUUUCUAUUACAGCAUAUUGGAUGACUGUUAUUCAUAUUUCAUUCACCCAGCUCAAUGUAACAUCAACAGUUUUAGGCUAUGAUACUUACAUUUUUCAUGUACCCAUCAUGAGGUUGCUACAAUUUAGCCUAUGAAUGAAAUUUACCACAUAGAUGCACAGGUCGAUUAAUCAAGGAGACAGACAGUGACACAUUCAGUACCACCUUGAACACUCUUGCCUGCAUCUAGCUGAUCAAGGUUGUGAUCAUUAGUCCGACAGUUGCAAACAAGAGUUUCUAUUGGACAAACUCAGGAAUGUUUAUCCUCAUUUCGUUCCGUUUGCUUAAGUUUCAAAAAUGUUUUUCAACAGAAUCUGCGGAAUGAAUACACCCUUGAUCACACGCAAACAAAGUUCACUUUCGUAACACCCACAUACAAACAGCAGGAUAAUUUUGCUCAAUGUAAAAUUCCUUCAUGUAUCUGUGCGCUCUCCUCUUCUCGCAUUUUCCUUUCGCUUGUAGACUUCCAUGCACAAAACGUCAGCUGUCUGUGACCAAGCAAAAAAAAACAAGCCAAACCUUCAUAUCAUAACCGCCAACCGCUACACACAAACUAUCUACAUCGCCGAAGCAACUAGAACUAACACAUUAGUAAACCCGCUACAAUCAUGCAGUACAGUGUACAGUCAGCAAGCAGUUUAGUGGUUACACUGGCGAGCCCCAGUUGCAAUAGAUUUAUAAAAUCAAAAGCUUACCUUGACUUGGAAGAGUUCCAGUGUUGGAUAGCCAUAGCCAGCCAGCAAUCAUAGCCUCCCUCUCUGUUUGAGUAGGCUAAACUAGCUAGCUGCAUUUGCUAGCUAAGUGAAAGUAAAAACAAACAAAAAAUAUAUCUCUUGCUUCUUCAUUUUGGUGUUCAUUUUGGUGUUAGUGUCUGUGGGACCCAUUUUCAAUGUUUACUAAAAGAAAAGUAAUACAAUUAGUUAUUUCUUCAACCUGAGACUCAUUGGCCUUGACUCAUUUUCUGUGAAGAACAUGUAAAAUAACACAUGUUCAUUGAGUGCACACUGUGCACCCCCUUACACAUUUAUAUUACAUAUGUGGUGUUUGGGUCUACUGGACCCGAGGGUAAUAAAAGUGUGGAAAAGUGUGUGUGCAGGUGAA